Messenger RNA from Heteronotia binoei (common prickly gecko), 2136 nucleotides. RefSeq names its product neuronal regeneration related protein (gene NREP). Gene Ontology annotation, biological process: regulation of transforming growth factor beta receptor signaling pathway; axon regeneration; regulation of neuron differentiation. The coding region runs from base 365 to 565 and encodes 66 amino acids. Gene Ontology annotation, cellular component: cytoplasm; nucleus. NCBI's taxonomy places the organism in Eukaryota, Metazoa, Chordata, Lepidosauria, Squamata, Gekkonidae. The record is from RefSeq and is a predicted model, not a curated record. The transcript is spliced from 4 exons.
GGGAGCGCUUGGCGCCUUGCCAGCUACCAUCAGAAUUAGCUCAUUGUUCAAUAUAGGCAGGCAACCAAAGCCUGAGAGAUUUUCCCCUCUUGCUGCCCCCACCCCCUUUUCUUUCGGUUUUUUUCCCCUUCCAAGGCUGCACUGUGAAAGAGGUGCAGUCAUUCCUCCCCACACCCUCUUACCCAGCCCACUCUCCCCCCCCUCUAUAAAUUCUCUUCUUGUAGCAUGCUCCCCCUUUUUAAAUCCACAUUUGUAUUUCAGAUCAUGUAGAAAGGACAGAGUGAGAAGGGAACAGGGGCUUUUGUCUACUAUUCUUGUGCUACCAGAGGGAAAGUGCAUUCCCAAGUCUUAAUAGAAUCUGAGAAUGGUUUAUCGACCAAGGCUCACAGCCAGCCAGAAACACAUUCCAAUCAGCCAUGGGUAUGGAGGAUUUCUUCAGGACAAUCUGCCCAUCCCAAAGGAAGUUAAUCGCAAAAAGAAUGAAAAAUCUGAACCUCCGUUCCUGUCACCAGCAAAUGGCUACGGACACCAUUUCACCCAAAUCAAUUACCUCUCCUCUUUUUAAUCAUAACUCCUCAUUUGUAUUAAAUAUGGUGUAUGGGUGUUGAUGAGGUCAUCAUGGUGUCAUAUAUCGGGAAUUGUUUCUAUGUAAAUCAUAAGAAGAAAACUACGGGACUCUGAGCCUUGCUUUAGAGAAUUACAGUGGAAAAAUGUGUACCAUAAACCGGUUUUUAACCAUCCUGACUCAAGUAAAAACUCUCAGAAUUUCACACUGUGAACCCAAGUUUACAAACAUAUUACAGGUGGGCCUUCAGGCCUUGUUCUACCACAGCAAUGUCUUCCACUACUCAAACUCCACUGACCACAUGCAACUGGUAAACUGCUGCCUCUCCAUUUUCAUGAUUCCUAACUGCUUCUUGCAGAGGCUGAGAGUCCCUCUUUAUUUCAUUUAGACGUAACAAGCCUAGUAGUUUAUUUUCAUCGAUUGUCUGUAUAGCUCUAUAUUUUAUCCAUGUACUCUUUUGAUGUAUAGAAGUAGUAUGAAACUCAUGGUUUCCUUGUGGUAAGUGACUGAGAUGCUGCCACGGGAUUUGAGACACUGAUGAAUGGUGCUAUUUUGGACUUUAAACAUGCUCCUUGGCAAGGUAGCUCUGAUGGAGUUAUUUUUAAUUUCCAUGUUCUAAGAAGGUGUUGGUACUUUGUUCUCGUUCUUUAGACUGGACUGACUUGUUUCCUUGUGUCUUCAGUGUGGCUUUCUUAUUCAGUGUAGUAGGGUGAGUAAUUACUAAUACAGCAAGUGAGGAACUGAUUCCCACCUGGAUAUGCUCACAAGCUUGCAAUGGUAGUGGGAGCAAUCACAAAACUGUAAUUUACUACAAUUUUCCUCUUUGCCAUUUUGCUUACAUGAUUUGGAUAAAGAGCAGCAAUAAUUUUCUUAUGGUCAUUAGGGGUUGUUUUAAUGUUUUUGUCUUUUCUUUGUAAAAAAUUCAUUAGGAGGCAUAUUCUUCAAGGGGGCAGUAUGUUUGUAAGUGUCCUCUUAAAGUCAAUAAAAUUGGCUAUGUUUUUAAUAAAAACAGAAUUAAUUAUUUCUUUAAAUGUGUAGAAACAGAAUCUAUUCAAAAGCAAUGAAUCUAGUUCCACAGUAUUUCCAGCUUGUGGAUUUUACAUUUUUGUUCUUGCUCCCAGGGAAUUAGGAAACAAAAUACAAAACAAAACAGUACCAUCUACUCAUGGAAUGUUGCUGUGUUAGACACAGUCUGUAAGCCCACCUUAAUUUUUUUUAUAUAACUCUGUCCUUCAGCUCUUCCUUUUACUGGUCAGGCUUCGUCCUGAACUGUUUAGCUUCUGACUGUUAAAUACCAAUGCAUGCACUGAACUUCUUGGUUUCUCUCCCCCCCCCCCUUCCAUUCUUAUGCACUUUCUUUCUGGUAGAUUAGAUAAGUCAGUUGUGCUGUAUAUACAUAUAGCAAGAAACAGUAUUCAGCAGUUGUGGCAUUUAUGUAUAGUUGCAGUUGUGUACUGCUGAAAUGCAGGCUUUUGUAACAGUGUGAUCUUUAAUAAUGCACUACAAGUACCCAAUGUAUUUUAGCUCUUUUAGUAGGAUUUGUUCAAUAAAUAUGCAAGCUCUAAGAGUAA